Messenger RNA from Colletotrichum paranaense, 624 nucleotides. RefSeq lists its product as uncharacterized. Lineage: Eukaryota; Fungi; Ascomycota; Sordariomycetes; Glomerellales; Glomerellaceae. Bases 1 to 624 code for a protein of 207 amino acids. The transcript has a single exon. The record is from RefSeq and is a predicted model, not a curated record.
AUGGAAAACGAGCAAAAGAUCAUCAAGCGUUUCACAGAUUCUGAGCGUCCUUAUCCCUGUCUAUUUUUCAAGCUGGGGAACACUUUCUAUCGGCUCAACCCCACGUGGCGUUCGGUUGGUUGUGAUGCAGCCCGGUUGCGGCUGCACACUGAGCGGGGAAGCUCCAUACCACAUGCACAUGAGACCGUUGUCUCACAUUUGAUCACGGAAGCGGAAUGCAACUGCAAUUUCACGAGGAGUUUACAAACGGCAUGCGGAAUAUGGAGGACAAUCGCAAAUUGCAAGAUUUCGGGUUCCAAAAUAAGAUUGGUCCGGAAAAGAACAUGCCUGGCUAUUGCUUGCGGCCCAUCAGAGAAUGUUGAUGGUGUCAAGAUCUCGACAUGGAUUCAUGUCUGGCGUACGGAGAGGGGGAAAGGCUUCGGUAUCGUUACAUCGCUGGCUGUCACGCGGCGAAAGCUUUGGGUUGAGGACGGGCUUGUACCGACGGCCGGACAGACUGAAAGUGGGUGGAAGCAUGGAUUUUGCGUUUUAUCAGGCGGCCGCGAUAGGUACAGAGUUCACAACAGGCCGGACUUGGAAGAGGGGUUAAAUUGCGGGCACACAGCCCGGGCGAGAGGCGGAUGA